Molecule: messenger RNA, 3045 nt
Organism: Trichoderma gamsii
Lineage: Eukaryota; Fungi; Ascomycota; Sordariomycetes; Hypocreales; Hypocreaceae
Exons: 1
Coding region: 1-3045 (1014 amino acids)
Biological process (GO): mitotic spindle organization; regulation of mitotic cell cycle
Cellular component (GO): mitotic spindle
Molecular function (GO): protein binding
Source: RefSeq, a predicted model, not a curated record
AUGACGGCGCCUCCCUCCAGCAACCGGCUGAAGCUUACUCCCUCCAAUUCACCUUUUCUCACCUCGCGACGGGCGAGAUCCCCGCUGCGCGGCCGACCUGUUUUCGAAUCCCGCCUUUCGCUCAAAAGAGUCGUCGGAACAACAUGUCGUUCGCCAACCGCCUUUGAUGCCGUCGGCGACUGCUUCGCCUACACCGCUGGCGGUGCCGUCGUCGUAGUGACUGUCGACGGCCAUCAGUAUACCCAACGAUUCUACCGAGCGCGGCCGAGUGUGGUUUCCCUCUACUCCGCCUCCCAGCAUGCGCCUUCUACACCGACGACAUCGACAGCGCCGAAAGCAAACGAUAGCCGCAAUCGAGCUACCGGCCAACGGGACUCUCACAGUGGCUCAGAUUGGUCCGACGGGCCGGCUCCUAGGACAUGGACCAGUCGUGAGCGCAUCAAGGCGGCCACCUGCUUGGGUCUAAGUCCAGAUGGCAAGUACUUGGCCGUCGGUGAGACCGGAUAUGCGCCUCGAGUUUUGAUUUUUAACCUUCAAGAGACAUCGUCUGAUGUUCCCUUGGUCUCAAUUAAUGAGCAUACCUUUGGCGUCAAUGCCGUUGCGUGGUCUCCAGAUUCCAAAUAUCUUGCCUCACUCGGCGCUGCCAACGAUGGCUAUCUGUAUGUCUGGAAAGUCGAUUCUCGCACCGGCCAUACAAAACUCUUCCAGCAAAACAGGUGCACAUCCUAUGUGAAGGACAUGGUAUGGCUGGGGAACUCUCUCAUUACUCUUGGCGUUCGUCAUAUCAAGAUGUGGAAGAUUGAUGAGAAUGCUGGGGUUUCUCCCACCAAGCCCAAAUUUGGGCUGGAUCACCCUCCCUUGUCGCCAAAUUCUCAAAGAACUUUGCCUGGUCGAAAUAUUAUUCUGGGAGGGCUUCUGGAGGCCACGUUCAACUGCGCUGCUGCCGACGGGGAUAGACUGGUCAUCUGCACAGAUACAGGCGAGGUCUGCAUUUUAGAGGGUGACGACAAGCAGACCAAAAUAAUCAGUAUCCUGAGUCUGGACUUCUUUAUAUCGACAAUUGAAAUUCGAGGCGACGUUGCGUAUGUUGGGGGCAGAGACGGCAACUUUGCCAAAAUUGAUGUCACCAGGUUGAUGGACGGAAGCAAGGACUGUGUUAUUGGUACCUCGCAGAACUCGACGGGAUUGGCUGCUUUGGGCUUUACUACGAACAACUCCGUCACCGUUGACGCAAAAGGAUCAAUUGACGUCUGGGACUUGGAUUACAUACCCGGUCAAGCGGAUAGCCCACCAUAUCACAUUCACAUUCCAGGCCAAGGAGAGCCUGUCGCUGGCGUCUACCCCAUGCAUAGGCCAAACGAAAUGCAAGCGGCGUUCUUGACGUGGUCGAAUUCGGGCAUGGUAACCUUCUGGGAUUUGGAUGGCCAGAUGAAAAAGUCGAUCGGUAUUCCACUGGAUAUUUUGAGCGCGCCAGACACCAAUGUAGAGUCUGUAAACCAGUUGGCUUGUGUCAAGAUCUCAAAAAGCGGACGUCUCUUGGUUACAGCUGAUCGGUUGGGAGUAUUGAGAGUCACAGAUACUUCCACGGAAGAAUGCAUACUCGAUACUAAAGCUCAUUCAGCUGAUUGUACAGGCAUCAGCCUGUAUGAAGAGGAGGAGAAAUUUCUGAUGGCUUGUUGCGGUAGGGACCGCACAGCACAGCUAUUCCACCGCACAUCUAGCGGAAAUAUCGAGCAUUUUCAAACUAUCGAAUAUGCUGCCAGGGUCGUUCAGGUGCUCAUCCUCUCACUUGACAAGAUAGUCACUUGUGCAUGGGAUCGAACGAUGCAGAUUCACGAUUUAGUCACAAAGGAAGGCAGCCCCGAUGCAAUCGCGGCCAUUUCUGCGAGAGUCGUCACUUUGAAAGCAUCGCCAACUUCCAUGACUGCAAGCUUGGAUAACAGGACAAUGUUUGUUUCCAUGUUGGACCGAUCAAUCUGUCAGUAUGACCUCAGGACGGGGCGGCCAAUUAACUGCUUCAAAUGUAUGGAUGAGACUGGGAUAGAAUCAGCAGUCCUUGAAUCCCUCUCUGUCGAACAAGGCUCUCCUAGAGAUUCUGACUUUCUCUUGGGCGCAUCCAACACUGAUAAAUCCAUACGUCUAUACGACGCUAUUUCUGGCACAUUCUUGGAUCGAGAAUGGGGGCAUACCGAGGCGAUCAAUGGAGUCUCCUUGGUUGAAGACAGUGAUGAGGGCAGAAAGGUUGUGAGCGUCGCGGCUGAUGGGACAAUCAUGAUUUGGUCUCUGGAUGUGCACGAGCGACUGAGUAGAGAGCCGUCGCCUGCGAGAGAUGCCACUUCUAACAGACCAACUCUGCGAAAAGUCUUAUCAAAAGCCGAAUUAGCAGAAUUCCAACGCCCGCGCGAAGUCUCAGGAGGACGACGUUCAAUAACACCACCGCCGCCGUCACAAUCUCGGACGUUGCGUAAGCGCACUUCUCGACUCAAUCUAUCUACUACUGCCAGCGCCAAGACGCCUUCUGAGACGCAGCCCGCCAGCCCUAGGAGCGCCAGGGUCAUGGACGACACUCCGUCGCGCCGAAAAGGCAUGGGGACCAAUGCUAACAGCCCCCCACUCAGCCCAAGGUCGCGACUAUCUCGCAGACCUUCGCUACCAGUCUUGAACGACCGCAUGGCGCGCAAGAAGAAUUCGACACCGAAUCUACGUGGGACCAGCUCAUUGAACGCGGCGACAGAACAGACUUGCCGCACUCUCAGGGCAUACAGGAAGAAGUUAUCGUCUGCAGAGCCUAUCAACCCAGAAGCCCUGACCGAACUAGACCAAGAGCUGCGGUUCACUGCAGCUGCACUAGGCGAUCGUGCAAUCAGAAGCAGAGCGAUGGACGAGACCGUCCUAAGUGGGCUCUUGGACCAAUAUUCCGAAAGACUUGUCACGUUGUUGGACGAAAAGCUACGCCUCUCUAGUCAGCCGAUUGAACGGGACGCAGAGGUGUCGAGCGAAGACCGUCGCGGCAGCACAGACGAAACAUCAAGCACUACAUCGUAA